This is a messenger RNA of Notechis scutatus (mainland tiger snake), 6544 nucleotides long. It is a transcript of the gene ARHGEF12, whose product is annotated as Rho guanine nucleotide exchange factor 12. Gene Ontology annotation, molecular function: guanyl-nucleotide exchange factor activity; G protein-coupled receptor binding. NCBI's taxonomy places the organism in Eukaryota, Metazoa, Chordata, Lepidosauria, Squamata, Elapidae. Gene Ontology annotation, cellular component: cytoplasm. The record is from RefSeq and is a predicted model, not a curated record. Gene Ontology annotation, biological process: Rho protein signal transduction; G protein-coupled receptor signaling pathway.
GGCCCCCCCCUUCCUGGGCCCCCGCCCUGAAUAUCUAAAUCAAAGCCCCCCCCCCCCAGUUCUUUUUCUGUUGUUUUUCUUGGGGUCUUUCUGGAAGGGGAGCAGCCCCCAGCCUGUUGAGGAUUCCUCGCUUUGACCUAUCUGACUGUCUUGGACGCUGUAGAAGUCUGGAGAAGAUCCACCCUGAAUCUCUACAUUAACCACCACCCUCCUGCACUCCCCCCGGUUCCUUUCUGCUGUUUAUCUUUGGGUUUUUCUGGAAGGGGAACAGCCCCAGCCAAAUUGAGGACUCCUUGCCAAAUUGAGGACUCUACCUGGCUGUCCUGGAUGCUCUAAAAGUCUGGAGAAGAUCCUGGGAUUGUGAUGAGGGAACGAAGGGCUGGGAAGGAGGAAUUGAACCAGAGGCACCUUCUUCUUCAUCAUCAUCAUCUUCUUCCUCGGCCGAUUAACUGUCCUUCGACUGAGAUGGGUCUUCCUUUCGAACCGAGGCGACGUCUGGGUUUCCAGGGGAGCGCGUCAUGGCUGUGACGGCCUUCCUUUCUUGCUGGCAGAAGAUCCCGGUGGCUUUUCCCCGAGCGUCCUGGGAGGUGGAUCUUUUGGAAGAUUGAAAAAAAAAAAAAAGAACAAACCUGUGUGGCUUUUAAUUCUACUCUCCGUUGGAAUACGGCUGGAUUCUGAACUUGGGUGUGGAGUGUGGGAAAGUGACAGUCGCAUAAAAAUUUGCCCGUAAGAUGCAGAUUGGCUAAAAAAUCGUCCUGUUGCCGGGGGCUCCAAUGAGUGGCACACAGUCCGCAAUCACGGACAGGUUUCCCCUCAAAAAACCUACAAGGCAUGGCAGCAUUCUGAGCAGAGAGUCUCCAGCGGACAAGAAGCAGAAGGUUGAGCGCUGCAUUAGUGCCCAUGAUUUUGACCCAACAGAUAGCUCCUCCAGGAAGACAAAGUAUAGCUCAGAGGAGAGUAGAUCCGAGACAUAUGGUCUAGUUCAACGAUGUGUUAUUAUUCAGCGGGAUGAAAAUGGAUUUGGGUUAACAGUCAGUGGUGACAACCCUGUCUUUGUACAGUCUGUCAAAGAAGAUGGAGCAGCCAUGCGGGCUGGGGUUCAAACUGGUGACCGGAUCAUUAAGGUGAAUGGAACUCUGGUAACACAUUCUAAUCAUUUGGAGGUGGUUAAGCUGAUAAAGUCGGGUUCCUAUGUAGCGCUGACUGUGCAGGGGCGCCCACCUGGGUCGCCCCAGAUUCCACUGGCUGAUUCUGAGGUGGACUCAGCUGCCUUUGGGCAUAUGUCUCCCAUCAUGACAUCACCUCACUCCCCUGGAUCCUAUGGAAACACAGAGAGAAUUACCAGUCCAGUGCUGAUGGGGGAGGAAAAUAACAUUGUUCACAACCAGAAAGUAGAGAUUUUGAGGAAGAUGCUGCAGAAAGAACAGGAACGACUACAGUUCCUGCAGGAAGACUACAGCCGCGCUCCGGCUCCCCGACUGCUCAAAGAGAUCCAGGAAGCCAAGAAGCACAUCCCUCAACUGCAGGAGCAGUUGUCCAAAGCAACAGGCUCCGCUCAGGAGGUCGUUAUGUCUUCCAAAUCUAUAUCCGAAUCUUUGCAGAUCACCGAGGUGGAAGCUGAGAGGAGGGAUGGACCAAACAGAGGAGACUGUCAUUUUGGGGAUGGCCCCCAGGUGAAUGACACAGCAGAGAGUCCUCGCAGUGUCUUGAAAGAGCAGAGCUAUCUGGAUGACAGCCCAGAGAAGACUGAGACUCAUGAAACAGAUUCUCCAUCCAGCCUUGGAAGCCCUUCCUCUCGUGUGGCACCUCCAAUCAUAGGAGCAGAAGAUGAAGACUUUGAUGGUGAACAAGAACAGAUCAACGGGCAGUGUAGCUGUUUCCAGAAUAUAGAGCUACUGAAAUCACGUCCUGCUCACCUGGCUGUCUUUUUGCAUCACGUCAUCUCCCAGUUUGACCCUGCUUCUUUGCUCUGUUACCUGUUUGCAGACCUGUACAAACAAACAAAUUCCAAAGAGACUCGCCGAGUGUUUGCUGAAUUUAAUCAAUUUUUUCUGGAUCGAGCUGCAAACCUGAAAGUUCCAGUUCCAGAUGAAAUUGCAAGUGAUUUAGAAAAGAGAAGGCUGGAAUUAAUUCCUGAAGAAUUGCACCGCCACUGUAUUCAAGCUAUGCAAGAAAAAGUGUUUCUUGAAGUACAAAAGCACCUUGAAGAUUUUAGACAGAAACGCAGCAUGGGACUCACACUGGCAGAAGGAGAACUGACCCGGCUGGAUGCCGAACGUGUUCAGGACCGGAUGACCUUAGAGAAGGAGAGAGCGUGCGCAGAGCAAAUCCUGACUAAAAUUGAAGACGUGCUGGUGUCCUCUCAGCCUAUAGAAGAGGAUAAGAGUUCAUCUAUACAGUAUGUUGUUCUCACCUACAUGAAGCACCUUGGUGUAAGAGUCAAAGAACCCCGGAAUCUAGAUCAAAAACGGGGACGGAUUGGAUUCCUGCCAAAGAUAAAGCAAAGUAUGAAGAAAGAUAAGGAAGGGGAUGAAAAGAAGAGGAGAGUCUUCUCAAAUAUCCUGGGACCUCCAAGGAGGCCGAGCCGCCAUGACAGCUAUGCAAUAGGCAGAGCCAUGGAGAUACAAAAACAACGCCAUCCAAAGCACUUAUCCUCAUCGUCUUCGGUCAGUCCAGAACCACCUGAUUUGGUCAAGAUGCGCCAAAGUGGGAUCAGUGAAGGCAUGGAUUCAGCCUUCCAGCCUGCUAACUUUGUAUCUCCAGCAGCUUCUGGAAUGUUUCUAUCUCAGGAAGGCAGCAAAGAUGGUGAAACAGGGCCAAAACAAGUUGGAGAAACAAUGAAUUCUGGUGAUUCUGUGGAUGGCACACCUUGUACACCUAGCAUCAUAUUUGAUUUUCCAUCUCCUCCCCUGGACCAUUUGCAAGAAGAAGAAGGAGAAGUUGAUAGGUUAGGAGAAUCAGGGACUCCAAAACCUUUCCGCAAGGUGGACAGUGUGAGUGCAGGGGAUGUCCAGAGUGAAGAUGAGCUCUUCGAUUUUGACAUGGAGACCGACCAGCCCAACUGGCAGCAGCUGGUGAGCCGUGAAGUGUUGCUUGGCUUGAAACCAUCUGAAAUUAAACGCCAGGAAGUGAUUAAUGAAUUAUUCUACACCGAACGUGCACAUGUCCGUAAGCUGAAAGUCCUGGACCACUUGUUCUACCAGCGUGUGUCCCGCGAAGGGAUUCUGACAGCUCCUGACCUGCGGAAAAUAUUUUCGAACCUGGAGGAUAUCCUCCAGCUUCAUACUGGACUGAAUGAGCAGAUGAAAGCAGUGAGGAAAAGAAACGAGACAUCUGUAAUUGAUCAAAUUGGAGAAGAUUUGUUAACUUGGUUCAGUGAAGCAGGCGAAGAGAAAUUGAAGCAAGCCACGGCUACCUUCUGUAGCAACCAGCCUUUUGCUCUUGAGGUGAUCAAGUCAAGGCAAAAGAAGGAUUCUCGCUUCCAGAUUUUCGUCCAGGAAGCUGAGAGCAAUCCGCUGUGUCGCCGAUUACAGCUAAAAGAUAUUAUUCCCACUGAGAUGCAACGGCUCACCAAGUAUCCCCUCUUGCUGGAUAAUAUUGCAAAGUACUCAGAGCAACCUUUAGAGAAGGAAAAAGUGAAGAAAGCAGCAGAUCACUGUCGCCAGAUUCUCAAUUUUGUGAACCAAGCUGUCAAAGAAGCCGAGAACAAGCAGCGUUUGGAGGACUACCAGCGGCGGCUUGAUUUGUCCUACCUGAAGCAGGUGGAGGGCCCUCUGCUGGAUGAAUUCAGGAAUUUAGAUCUAACGAAGAAAAAAAUGAUUCAUGAAGGGCCUCUGACUUGGAAGGUGAAUCGUGACAAAAUGAUUGAUCUCUAUACGUUGCUCUUGGAAGAUAUUCUGGUAUUGUUGCAGAAGCAAGAUGACAGACUGGUGUUGAGAUGUCACAGCAAGAUCCUGGCUAAUACAGCUGAUAGCAAGCACACAUUUAGCCCUGUUAUUAAACUGAACACCGUUUUGGUUCGCCAAGUGGCUACAGAUAAUAAAGCAUUCUUUGUCAUUUCCAUGUCGGAAAAUGGAGCCCAGAUUUAUGAACUGGUGGCACAGACAGUUUCUGAAAAGACAGUAUGGCAAGACCUCAUAGUACAGAUGGCAGGAAACGUCAAAGUUGGAAGAGGCAGAAAUGUAAUUCCAUUGCCACAAUCGGGACCAUGCGAGGAAGACCACGAGGAAGAAGAUGACCAGCCUAAAUUGAAGGAAGAACAGACUAGCCCAGAUAGCAGCAAGCAAAGUCCAGAUAAAGAUUUGGGGCUGAAGACUUCGUCUCCUUCAGUAACCAUGUCUGAGAAGUCAGAAGAGGAAGAACUUCUGGAAGCCAACAAGCAGUUUGGAGAAAAACUGCCAGCGGACUUAUUGAUCAAAGAGUCACCAGAACAUUACAGCCAAAGUAGUCCAGAGCUCUCAUUCCAAGCUUCAGAAAAUCGAUGGGCAUUGGAUGCACUAAGAAACUUGGGUUUAUUGAAGAAGUUACUGAUGCAGCAGCUUGGCAUGUCUGAACAAGUGUCCCUUGAAGACUGGCAUCCUUUUUCUGACCAUAGAAGAGACCUGCCAGGGGCCCCUGAGGAGAACAUUGUCAAGAGAGGACUCCAGUUCUCAGAUAACGACGACAAUGCCCUCUCUGGGCCUGGAAGGACACCCACGGGGACAAAAGCAAAUGACUUUGAACUUAGUUGUGACAAAUGGCCUUCAAACGAAUUGGUCUCACCAGGGGAGGCUGUGUCGCCUAGCGGGCAGUUGAUGGACCCCUUGAGAACAAACCCAGAGCCCCCAGCCAAGGAACUGGAAGGAGGAACCAGUGCUGCUGAAGAGGGUGGGGAGCACUUUUUUGAUGCUCAGGAAGCUCACACCGAUGAGAACCCAUCCGAAGGUGAUGUGGGAGAUGGGAAAGAGAAGGAAGAGGUGCAGCUACGGAUCUCAGGAAAUUAUUUGAUCCUUGAUGGAUAUGGCACAGUACAGGAGAGCUCCACCGACGAAGAGGUAACUUCGCUCGUUCUACAGUGCACUGCAGACAGAAGCACAAUGGACUCUGCCCACCAACAACCCAGGUCUCGGGAUGGCCAGCCAGUUACCGCCAGCUCACCAUUUACAGAGGAAUUGCUAGCCUCCCACUGGCAAGCUGCCAAGGAAUCCAGUUCAGAAGCGUUAAGAACGUCCUUCUCUGUCGAGUCGCGCACCCUGAUGAUGUGUUACAUCCAGAACAUAGAGGCCAGCCUUCAGCAUUUAAAGGAAGUGGAGGAAAACUACGCCGCUCUUCUUCAGCAUAGGCUCUCUGGCUCCAUCACCACAGAUGAGCAUUCAGAUAAAAGUUAAUCACCUGCUUGCCAGUCUGGAGAUUGGAUGGAACCUUCUGCCUUGAGUCAGCCUCUGCUAGCCUCAGCCGGCCUCUGCCUGGACUCUCUUGGCCUUAGGCCUCUUUCAAUGGACCCUUCAGGCGAGGGGGGUGGGGGACUCCACAUAGUGGAGAAGGGGGCAGUUUUUCCUUUGAGGUGUCUGCACUAGCCUUUCAGGGAGAGGGUGGGGUGAUUUUAGUUCCCCUCCUCUUGCUACCAGAAAUUCUUUUUGAUUCCAAACAGAGGAAAAAAAGAGGAACAGAAAGAAGAAACCAAAUGUAUAAAGUUCUGGGUGUAGGAUAUAAAAAUGUAUCUAUACAUUAAAAAAAAAAUCAAUGUAUUUAUUUGACUUCAUUCCGUGUACUGAAAGCACACUUUAAUUUGUAUUUUAUUUUGCUUUUUAAAAAAAAAUGAUAGUGCCAGUUUGCUAGGUUCCCAGCAUCUCUCUUCCUCUCCUGAACCCUUCUUCUGAACUGAGGUGUGUGUGUGUGUGUGUGUGUGUGUGUGUGUGUGUGAUUUUCCCCCUGGAUUCUGCCAACAAUGUUCCUCAGAAGGAGUUUUGUGGGGGGAGCGAAAUCUAGCAGCAUGCAGACGGCCUUUCUUCUUGUGCAAUUCUGUGUACACUACAUAGCCAGGGAAGGAUUUCAAACUGGCAGCCAAAUUUCUCUUUGUUUUUCCUGUGUUGAAUUAAAGAGAGAUAAGGAUCAGAAUUUGGGAGCUGUGUUCCCUGCCCAGGUACUGGUUUUAUUGUGACUUCCUUUUGAAAGCAAUAGCUCGAUAUUUGUAGCCUGGAGUGGGAGCGGAGGUAUUUUGCCAGUUAAGAGAAAGCGAUACAUUUGUCAGAAAUUUCUGAGGCCGCCGUGUUUCUAAUGAACUGUGCAGUGUAACUGCUGCAGAAGAUAGCCACUAUGUUGGAAGGUAGGGGCCAGAAUUGUUCAGUGUCCAGAAGUGUGCCUUACUGACCGGUGUGGGUAGUAGACUGAGCGAGACCUAGCUUGGAAUAGUGCUGGGAUUUUUUUUUUCUUUUUAUGCAAAAAACGCUCUGAAAUCACACUAGGAACAUCUGCAGUAGAAGAAUCAGGAACAGAUACCACCUCUGGGUAUAAUAAUCUCAAUGCAGGGCUGAUAUCCUGAUGGAGCUGGGCCUUUUCAAGCUUU